GUUUUCAUUCCUCCUCUCCAUUUUUAUUAUUUAUAUAACCCUAUGCAAUUCAGAGUAGAUCGAAUCUUGUAUUAGUUUUAAUCUGGAAUAAAAGACGAAUUGCGACUAGUUUGCGUCAAGAGAUCCAGAUUCGGGAAAGUUGUGGUCGGGAUUUUCAGGAGGAGCUCGGCAGGUCAAGGUUUCGAAUCUUGCAAGGAUGAGUUAUUGGAAAAGCAAAGUUUUGCCUAGAAUCAAGAAGUUGUUGCCCGGCAAGAAGAAAGCGGCGGCGGCAGAAGCAUGUAAAUCUUUCGAAGCCUCCAAGGAAUCCAUAGAGAAAGAGCUUGAAGAGAAGAAAGAGGAGCUUCAGCCUAAAGUUAUAGAAGUUUACACGCCACUUGACGCGGAGAUUAAGACAAUCGUGAAGAAUCCGACGGAGGUUGCCAUCAAAAAGCAAGCGCAGCCUGUGAAAAAACUUCUGGAAGAACUUACCAAAAUAGAAUUCCCUGGAGCCUCAAUGGCCAGCGAGGCAGCUGGCAAGUAUGGCCCAGUGUUAGUGCUGGGCCCCGUAACGUACGUACUACAGAAAGCGUACACGUUCAUUCCAGAGGACGUGGAAGAAGCUACUCCACCUGUAGAAGCAGCUCCGUCGAUUGACACCAAAACGGAAACAGAAACAGUCCCAGCCGAACCCGAAACUACUGUCACAACCGUGGUCGAAGAAACAAAGACCGAGGAAGGAUUUGUCGAAAAGGUCGAGAAAAUCGAAGAGACGAAAACCGAGGAAGAAGUUGUCGUAAAGGUAGAGACAAUAGAAGAAACAAAGGCAGAUGACGGAAAGACAGUGGUGGCCAUUUAAGAGACGGAACUGUGACAGUUCCUCAGCCGGAACCCGCCAAAGCCUAGAGGAAUCGGUGCCAACUGCCAAACAUCUGUCUUUAUAUUGUUUAUAAUUGUUAAAGGGAUUAGUAUGUAAGUAAAAAACUGUGUAAACCUAAGCAUAUGGAGUUUCUUGUGUUAUAUGAUUUCCAGUGGAUUGAUUUGGAUAAGUGGGAAGUAAUUACUUGGACGAUACGCGUCUUUGUAUUGUAUUUCUCUCAAGCUUUAUUAGCAAGGAAAGCAAAUUCUUUUAAUUUAAAAUAUUAAAUUAUACAAACAUCUACACCAGUCUACAUUUGUGUAGAGCUGGAACUCUUUGGGAUUGAUUUGUUUUA
This is a messenger RNA of Cryptomeria japonica (Japanese cedar), 1190 nucleotides long. Its product is annotated as plasma membrane-associated cation-binding protein 1. NCBI's taxonomy places the organism in Eukaryota, Viridiplantae, Streptophyta, Pinopsida, Cupressales, Cupressaceae. The transcript has 4 exons. Gene Ontology annotation, cellular component: plasma membrane. Bases 197 to 835 code for a protein of 212 amino acids. The record is from RefSeq and is a predicted model, not a curated record.